Astyanax mexicanus (Mexican tetra) is the source of this 2217-nucleotide messenger RNA. RefSeq names its product ATPase H+ transporting V1 subunit C1a (gene atp6v1c1a). Gene Ontology annotation, cellular component: vacuolar proton-transporting V-type ATPase, V1 domain; lysosomal membrane. Bases 193 to 1344 code for a protein of 383 amino acids. The record is from RefSeq and is a predicted model, not a curated record. Gene Ontology annotation, biological process: proton transmembrane transport. The transcript has 13 exons. Gene Ontology annotation, molecular function: proton-transporting ATPase activity, rotational mechanism. Lineage: Eukaryota; Metazoa; Chordata; Actinopteri; Characiformes; Acestrorhamphidae.
ACGGGUGUGAAGUGAAUAAUCAGCUGAGCCUGAGUGUAUCUGGAAGCUCCAGUGUUGUGUGAUUAUGAAUAAUCCAGCUCUAUAAUUCAGCGCAUUGAAACGAUAUUCACAGCCGCAGAUAUUAAAUUACAGCUUUUAUUUAUAUUUUAUUCGCGCCGUCAACUCGUUUAGGAGCAGUCUUUCCCUGCAGUCAUGACGGAGUUCUGGUUGAUUUCGGCUCCCGGGGAGAAAACCUGCCAGCAGACGUGGGACAAGCUCAUGAUGGCCACCACUCGCACCAACAACCUGUCCACCAACACCAAGUUUAACAUCCCCGACCUAAAGGUCGGGACGUUAGAUGUUUUAGUGGGUCUGUCGGAUGAGCUGGCCAAGCUGAGCUCCUUUGUGGAGAGUGUGGUGAAGAAGGUGGCGCAGUACAUGGCUGACGUGCUGGAGGACAGUCGAGAUAAAGUUCAGGAGAACCUGCUGGCUAACGGAGUGGAUCUGAUCACCUACAUCACGAGGUUCCAGUGGGACAUGGCCAAAUAUCCCAUCAAGCAGUCUCUGAAGAACAUUUCUGAAAUCAUAUCUAAGCAAGUAACGCAGAUUGACAACGACCUGAAGGCCAGAGCAUCAGCGUACAAUAACCUGAAGGGGAACCUGCAGAACCUGGAGAGGAAGAACGCGGGGAGCCUGCUGACCCGGAGUCUCGCGGACAUUGUGAAGAAGGAGGACUUUGUGCUGGACUCUGAGUACCUCAUUACUCUGCUGGUGGUGGUUCCAAAAACAAAUUAUGCAGACUGGCAGAAGACGUACGAGACUCUUGCAGAAAUGGUCGUACCACGAUCCACAAAUCUGCUGUUUGAGGAUCAGGACAGUGGGCUGUUCAGCGUGACGCUGUUCCGCAAGGCCAUCGAUGACUUUAAACACAAGGCCAGAGAGAACAAGUUCACAGUGCGAGAUUUCCAGUAUAACGAGGAGGAGAUGAAGGCUGAUAAGGAGGAGAUGACGAGGCUCUCCACUGAUAAGAAGAAGCAGUUUGGUCCUCUGGUACGAUGGCUGAAAGUCAACUUCAGUGAGGCCUUCAUCGCCUGGAUCCACAUUAAGGCUCUGAGGGUGUUUGUGGAGUCUGUAUUAAGGUAUGGCCUACCUGUGAACUUCCAGGCGAUGCUGCUGCAGCCCAAUAAGAAGAACAUGAAGAAGCUGAGAGAAGUGCUGUAUGACCUUUAUAAACACCUGGACAGCAGCGCCGCUGCCAUCAUUGACCAAUCUGCUAUGGACAUUCCUGGUCUGAACCUGAGCCAACAGGAGUAUUACCCCUACGUGUACUACAAGAUCGACUGCAACCUGCUGGACUAUAAAUAGUGCAGCGCUACUGGACCAUCAGAGCCUCCUUUUCCUUUUGGGUUUCGUAUUCGUGAAUAAUAAUUUGUGAAUGAGCUGAGAAUUCACACACACAUAUAUAUAAAUAUAUAAAUAUAUAUAUGUAUAUGUAUAAAUAUAUAUACAUAUAUAUGUACAUAUAUAUGUAUAUAUAUAUAUACAUACAUGUAUAUGUAUAUACAUAUGUGUAUAUAUAUAUAUAUAUAUAUAUAUAUAUAUAUAUAUAUAUAUAUAUAUAUAUAUAUAUAUAUAUAUAUAUAUAUAUAUAUAUGCCCUACCACCAGCUCUCCCUCUCUCUCUUUCUAGCUAUCGCGCUCUCUCUCUCGCAUGCUCCUUCCUGUAUUGCCGAGUCAGUGAAGGUGGCGAGUGUCUGUCAUGCUGUUUCCAUCAUGUUUACAGGGUUUUUUUCGUUUGUUUUUUUUAAAGGGUCUUCAGUGUAUUUAUCAGUGUGUGUGUGUGUGUGUGUGUAAGUGAAUGAGUUGGGUAUAUUUAAACAGAUUUAAACGGUCGCAGUUCUGCAUCUGAGGUCAUUCCACUGUUGCUUUUGUGCAUUGUGCUAGUUAGUUAUUACAUCUGCUGAGAAUAUUAUUAUUAUUAUAUUAUUAUUAUUAAUAACAAUAAUUGCUAUUUUGUUGUGUGAGGACGCUGGUGUCUUUACCCUUCUCUGUGUUAUAACAACUGUGGUCCAUAUCAUGGAACAAAUUGUAUUUAAAAAAAUAAUAAUAAUAAUAAGUCAACAUACGUGUUCUGUACAUUUGGUGUUAAAUGAAAUAUAUACAUAUAUAUAAAAAUGUAUGAGUGGGAAACAGUGUCUGCCAUUGAAUCUGAAUAUAAAACCAAUAAUAUGAUACAAAA